Messenger RNA from Corylus avellana, 1955 nucleotides. RefSeq names its product Alg9-like mannosyltransferase family. NCBI's taxonomy places the organism in Eukaryota, Viridiplantae, Streptophyta, Magnoliopsida, Fagales, Betulaceae. The record is from RefSeq and is a predicted model, not a curated record. Gene Ontology annotation, molecular function: alpha-1,2-mannosyltransferase activity. Gene Ontology annotation, biological process: GPI anchor biosynthetic process. Gene Ontology annotation, cellular component: endoplasmic reticulum membrane.
AAUGUUUUUAUUUUUGAAAAGUAUUAUGAAAGCAUCUGAUCUAUCAUCUAUCAGAGGCAGCUUGAAGUUGGUUUCAACUUUCUUCAAGUUUGAUAUCUUCUGCUGAAUCUCAAAUUUGCAAAAAGCAAUGAGACAGAGACAGAAAAAUCCCACCGUUCCACCACCCAAUCCACGCACAAGUCAAAACCCAAAACUUCCAACAUCAGAGUACCACAAACCCGAUCUCUUUUCCUCAUCCAAGACGGUGUUUGCAAUCUGCUUGGCCUUCAGGGUGGCCAAUGCUUUGUUGGUGCAGACCUAUUUCAAUCCAGAUGAACACUGGCAGGCUCUCGAAGUCGCUCACCGCAUUGCUUUCGGGUAUGGGCAUUUGACGUGGGAGUGGGAGAAGGGGAUCCGUAGCUAUUUGCAUCCGAUGCUGUUUGCUGUUCUCUAUAAAGUUCUUGCCCUUUUGGGUCUUGAUACACCAUGGUUAAUGACAAGGGCUCCACGGCUGUUACAGUCCAUAUUUUCUGCAGUUGGCGAUUUGUAUUUGUUCAAACUGUCAGAUGUCCUCUUUGGUGACUGUGUUGCGAAAUGGGCACUCUUUUCACAAUUGGCAAAUUGGUUUAUGAUAUUUUGUUUCCCUCGUACGUUGUCAAACAAUUUGGAGACUGUUCUUACACUUGUUAGCCUAUACCACUGGCCUUGUAUGAGAGUUUCUUCCACCAAAGUUCCCUUGGUUUCAAGGAAGUGGAGUUUGGCAGCAGCAGCAUUGGCUUGUGCUAUUCGACCAACUAGCGCUAUUAUAUGGGUGUAUGUCGGCCUACUUGAACUGUUUGUGACUCAUGAUAGACUGAAAUUCAUUUUUCUAGAGGUGGCCCCCAUUGGGGUCCUGGUGCUUGGACUAACAUGUUUAUUGGAUCGUUUGGUGUAUGGCUCGUGGGUCUUAGUACCUCUUAAUUUUUUCAAGUUCAAUUUUCUUUCCUCUGGGGGAGAUUAUUAUGGCACUCACAAGUGGCACUGGUACUUCACUCAGGGAUUUCCUGUCAUGCUCUUCUCAUUCUUACCAUUUUCCAUAGCUGGAAUCAUAUGGUCCAAACAAUGGAAGCUGUCUGGCCUUAUUGCGUGGGUUUUAGGACUUUACAGUGUACUAGGUCACAAAGAGUUCAGGUUUGUCCUGCCUGUGCUCCCGAUAGCUUUGAUAUUCUCUGGAUAUGCAUUAGCUAAGAUGAAGGCACCUGGUGCCCCAGAUACUAAAAAGAAAGGAUCUUUGCGCUCCCAUGUCAAAGGUUCUUUUAAAAUGCGACUUUCCAUCUUGUUCUUGCUUGCCACCAAUAUACCAAUGGCCCUCUAUAUGAGUUUGGUUCAUCAGAGAGGAACUGAGGAUGUGAUGAUAUUUUUAUCCAAAGAAGCUCGCAAUGAGAAAGUUCAAAGCAUCCUUUUUCUAAUGCCAUGCCAUGCCACACCUUACUACUCGAGUUUGCAUCGCAACCUACCAAUGCGUUUUCUCGACUGCUCACCGAGUGAGGAAAACGGAAUUCCAGAUGAAUCUGACCGUUUUAUGAUGGACCCCGUCAGUUUUGCAUCAGAAUUUGCAAGAAAUUGGUCAAUACCUAGUCAUGUUGUGUUAUUUGAUUCAGAAGAGAGAUUAUUGAGGGGUUUUCUAAUCUCACAUUCUUUCAGAGAGAUAAGAAGGUUUUUCCAUUCUCACUUCAAAGUGGACCGUGAUCUUCAAGCAUCAGUUGUGGUAUAUGUUUGGACAGGCCACUGACAUUUGUCUUCUAUGACAUUUGUCUUUUUAGUCUAGUUCUUUGCACUCUGAUUUUUUCUUUUCUUUUCUUUUUUUGUCUUUUCCUUACGAAGAUAUCUUUUCAUAUAUCAUGUUACAAACAACCUUGAUGAUAGUAGUGCUACAGUUAGCAGGAAUACUUAUGGACAAUUAUUAAUUUUCUAAUCUGAAUUAUUUAGAUGUUAUA